CGCAUUUUGCUCAGUUUGCCGAUAAAGACGCAGCCACAUGGACAUGCACAGGCUGAUCUACGAGGUGAAGCAGCGCCCCGCUCUCUGGGACUCGACGCACCCGGACCACGCCAACCGCCCGGAGACUCAGCGCCUCUGGAACUUGGUGGCGGAGAACGUGGGGCUCGGCGUGGAUGUGUGUCGCGGCAAAUGGAAAAAUCUGCGAUGCAGUUAUCGCCGCAAGAACCGGCGAAGUGGCGUCUUGAAGCUCCAGGCGGCGCCCUCGCCGGGUCACCAGUGGUCAUAUGCAGAGGCCAUGGCCUUCCUGGACGGGCAGCGGUUAUCAAAGGACGACAGGGACAGCAGCAAUAACGAGGAGGAGGAGGCGGAGGGGGCCAUGAAGACGGAACCCGAGACCAUAAUAUCGACCUUUAAGAGCGAGCAAACCUCGGUUGCCGACGAAAUGGAGGCGGACAACGAUGCCCUGAUGCGGGAGUUCCAGGAUGUGUCCACCCCGCAGGCCCUGCGGCGGCUCUCCGAGAGCAUUUCCCUGGCCAGUGCGGCGGCGGAGGAGCAGCUGCCCCUGCCCCAGCCCCCCACUGCCUCCAGACUUGGCCCCGGACUGACCAUAAAUCCGCAUUUGCACCAGGGAAGUGCCAUGGCGGCCGCGGCGGCCAGCAGUUGCCACUGCGCCAAGCGGGUGGACGAGCAGGUCAACUUCCUCGAGAGCCUGGAACGCGAGGAGCAGCAGCUGAUGCAGUCCACCAGCCAGGACUUGGCCAGGUGCAAGAGUGUCAUCCAUGUGGGCGACUCUGAUUAUAACUAUCUCGUCAGCUUUGUGCCGCUGAUGAAGCAAAUGACGCCCAUCCAGAAUGUAUUCUUUAGGGCCAAAAUGGGGGAGCUUCUGCUGCAGACAAUGCAACAGCCGCCGGUGCAGCAGCAACCGAUGCAACAGCAGCAGCAGCCACAGCCAAUGCAAUUGCAACAGCAACAGCAGCAGCAACAGCAGCAACUGCAGCUGCAGCCCUCGCAAAUGUUGUUGAACCAACAGCAAAUGGCCUUGGAUCAGGCGCAAGUGAGCACCAGCUCCACAAAUUGGAACUGAAUCGGGGAUUGGAACUGAACAAAUGAGAUAUAUGUACGUGUAAGCCCUAUAAUGUAUACGAACUGACGAAGAGAGCCCCACUGUGCGCAUGUCCAGUGCACAGUGGGCGGCUUUCGGAGAGAUUAUUUUAUAAUUAAACAUUGCAUACGAAUAAAUAAAGCGUACUCAAAUGAUUUUAUAAAAAGACAAUA
Molecule: messenger RNA, 1275 nt
Organism: Drosophila suzukii
Lineage: Eukaryota; Metazoa; Arthropoda; Insecta; Diptera; Drosophilidae
Gene: hng3
Product: hinge3
Biological process (GO): regulation of transcription by RNA polymerase II
Cellular component (GO): transcription regulator complex; nucleus
Molecular function (GO): DNA binding
Source: RefSeq, a predicted model, not a curated record